AUGGUGAAAAUGCACAAGCCUGCCAUGCUUGUAUUGAUUGAAACGAAGAUGGCAGACCACCAGUCCCUAGCCCAGCAACUUCAGUUCGAUAUGAUCAUCCAGUUUCUAGCAGUAGGCCCAUCUGGGGGUAUUGUGUUUAUGUGGAAAAAGGAGUUCGUGGCUGUUGAAAAAGUGGAAACUACCCCCCAAGGCAUCCAUGCAAUGGUGAAGGUAAGUCCAGACCACCCUCCAUGGCUUUUCUCUGCUAUUUAUGCUAGUAAUCUCUUAGAAAAUAGGAAAUUCCUAUGGGAGUACCUAAUCACAAUAUCAAAAAACAUAAAAACAAAUUGGUUUAUAGGAGGAGACUUCAACGAAGUCCUAAAGGCCAGGGACAAAUUUGGGGGUAACCCCAUAAACCUGAGCCGCAACAACCUGUUUUGGAACUGUAUAAAUGAGUGUAACCUAAUAGACCUAGGCUAUAAAGGAAGCAAAUACACUUGGACUAAUAAAAGGUAUAGUAACAAAACCUCUCUAAUUCUGGAAAGAAUAGAUAGGAGCUUCGCAAAUGAAGGCUGGAUUGAGCAGUACCCUGAAGCUACUGUACUUCACCUCCCUAGGACCCACUCAGACCACUGCCCUUUGCAAAUUAACUUGGUAGGGCCUCCAAACAACAAACCAUCAAGGCCCUUCAGGUUUUAA
Messenger RNA from Nicotiana tabacum (common tobacco), 678 nucleotides. RefSeq lists its product as uncharacterized. The record is from RefSeq and is a predicted model, not a curated record. Lineage: Eukaryota; Viridiplantae; Streptophyta; Magnoliopsida; Solanales; Solanaceae. Gene Ontology annotation, molecular function: catalytic activity.